Molecule: messenger RNA, 1394 nt
Organism: Heterocephalus glaber (naked mole-rat)
Lineage: Eukaryota; Metazoa; Chordata; Mammalia; Rodentia; Bathyergidae
Source: RefSeq, a predicted model, not a curated record
CGGCUCCGGUGCAGGCGGCCACUGGAGACGACUUUGAGGUGCCCGCCCCUUCUCGUGAAGCCGGGCAGUGCAGCAGAGACACAGCUUUCCACUUGGGGAGCACCGUCCGUCCCCCUUCCCGCCUUCCUCUUCCGGCUUACAGUCGCUUUACGACAGUGGCGCGUCGCAGGCUUGCUUUCCGGCGGCCUGGACCGAUGCGUCGCUCGGCUUUCGUCAUCGCAAACCUGCUCCCUGGUGCGAAUGGGCUGCGGGAGGGCUUCAAAGGUUCGAGUCCCACUCCGGGAAUGAGUCUGUUUGACCUCUUCCGGGGCUUUUUCGGCUUUUCUAGACCUCGGAGCCACAGAGAUCCCUUUUUUGGAGGGAUGACUCGGGACGAGGACGAGGACGACGACGAGGACGACGACGACGAGGAAGGAGCCGCGCGGAGCCCUGGGGGUCGGAGGUUUGCUGGGCCCCAGCCCCCGGAGGAAUUCGGCUUCGGCUUCGGCUUCGGCCCAGGCGGAGGGACGCGCUUCCAGGGUCACUUCGGCUUUGAUGACCUGGUGCAGGAUUUCAACAGCAUCUUCGGCGAGAUGGGGGCCUGGACCUUGCCGUUGCACCCGCCCGAACUUCCAGGUCCCGAGUCCGAGGCCCCUGGUGAGAGGCCGCGGGAGGGACACACACUCCGGGACUCCAUGCUGAAGUACCCGGAUAGUCGCCAGCCCAGGAUCUUUGGGGGAGGCUUGGAGAGUGAGCCACGACCCGAGUCCCCGAAGUCAGCACCAGGCUGGGGGGCCCAGAGACCUUUUCCUAGGGAAAACAGGGUUUUGGAACUUGGGAGCAGUUUGAGGUCUUUGACCCUUCAAGUUUCAGAUUGGAAGAUGUCUUUUCACCUGCUGUGGCUUCUUCUGCAGUUCGAUGAUCCAUGGCCAGUGACUCCCCAUCCCAGAGCCAGAGAGGACAAAGAUCUUGAUUCCCAGGUUUCCCAGGAGGGUCUUGGCCCAGUUCUACAGCCCCAGCCCAGAUCCUACUUCAAGAGUAUCUCUGUGACCAAGAUCACUAAGCCGGACGGGGUAGUGGAGGAGCGCCGGACUGUGGUGGACAGCGAGGGCCGGCGGGAGACCACCGUGACCCGUCAGGAAGCAGAAAGCAGUCCUGGAGCUGAUCCAGAAUCGCCAAGACCUCCCACUCUGGACGAUGCUUUUUCUAUCCUGGAUCUGUUCUUGGGACGCUGGUUCCGGUCCCGGUAGCCUUAAACUGCAGAGCCCUUCGGGUCCUCCCCACUUCCCACUCAUGGCCUCGGUCACAAACUGUGUCUUCUGCCACCUUGGGCUGGGAGUGCGGAGCAGGGGACUGGGACUGUGCCAGUCUGUCACUCAUCAGGCUGACCAAUAAAACCUCUAUUUAGGCUAAGA